This is a messenger RNA of Columba livia (rock pigeon), 1193 nucleotides long. RefSeq names its product decapping enzyme, scavenger (gene DCPS). The transcript is spliced from 6 exons. Gene Ontology annotation, molecular function: RNA 7-methylguanosine cap binding; hydrolase activity. The coding region runs from base 40 to 1023 and encodes 327 amino acids. Gene Ontology annotation, biological process: deadenylation-dependent decapping of nuclear-transcribed mRNA. The record is from RefSeq and is a predicted model, not a curated record. Gene Ontology annotation, cellular component: nucleus; P-body. NCBI's taxonomy places the organism in Eukaryota, Metazoa, Chordata, Aves, Columbiformes, Columbidae.
GGCGCCGCGCAGGCGCAGUGCGGGGAGGGAGGGGGCGCCAUGGCGGAGAGCCCGCGGCCGAAGAGGAGGCGGGAGGAGGAGGAGGAGGAUGAAAAACCCGGGGCCGCCCCUCACGACGGGGCCGCCGCCGCCGCUCCCUUCCCGCUGGCGGAGCUGCGGCUGCGGCGGGUGCUGCGGGAGUCGGCGAGGGAUAAAGCCGUGUUCCUGCACGGGGAGGCGACCGGCCCCUCCGGCGAGGGCACAGACGCCGUGAUCAUCCUGGAAAAGACCCCAUUCCAGGAGGAGAAGCUCUCAGACCUGCUGAAGAAACAUGUAAAGCUGGAGCUGCAGAUGCGCAAUGACAUCUACAGCACCUACCACCUCUACCCUCCCCCGGAGCUGAGCGAGAUCAAAACCACGGUGGUGUUCCCAGCUACGGAGAAACAUAUCCAGAAAUAUCUCCGGCAAGACGUGCACCUCGUCCGCGAAACCUGGGAGGAUUACACCCAAAUCACGCUGCCUUUUAUCCAGUCCCAGAGCUUCAGCGUUCAGUGGGUGUAUAAUAUCCUGGAGAAGAAAGCCGAGGCCGAUCGGAUCGUCCAUGAAAACCCCGAUCCUUGCGACGGCUUCGUUCUAGUUCCAGAUUUUAAGUGGAAUCAAAACCAGCUGGACGAUCUCUACCUGAUCGCCCUCGUUCACCGCCGGGACCUCAAAUCACUUCGGGAUCUCACGGCCGAGCACCUUCCGCUGCUCAGGAACAUUUUACGAGAAGGCGAGGAGGCCGUAACGAAGCGUUUCGGCAUCGCCGCGUCCCGUCUGCGCGUGUACCUGCAUUACCAGCCCUCCUACUAUCACCUGCACGUGCAUUUCACAGCGCUGGGCUACGAGGCGCCGGGCAGCGGUGUCGAGCGCGCCCAUCUCCUGGCCGAUGUCAUCGACAACCUCGCCGCCGACCCAGCGUUUUACCAAAAACGUGCCUUGACCUUCGCCCUCCGCGCCGACGAGCCCCUCUUCCACAAAUUCCGAGAGGCGGGAAGAGCGUGACCCACCGCGGGUCCUUUUGUAUCGUUUUUUUACUCUUAAUAAAACCCGUUCUAUUUUCCUUAUUUUCCAACUUUCGUCCCUUUAGUUGUAUAUUUUUAACUCCGAUUUUGUACGCGUGCGGCGGAACCCGUUCCUUGUGCUCAAAUCAAUUAAAAAAUUGAUUAACCCCC